AUGAAAGUUCCCGAAGUAGGGGCUGAAGCCCAGAUGGUUGAGGAUACUGUGCAUGACGAUGCUCCAGCAAUUCCCCGCUACUCCAGAUUCCCCAGUCUUCUCAAUUUUAUGAUUAUCCUUGUCUCUGCAAUAUCAAGCUUCCUUUUUGGAUAUGGGAACAAUUCUGCGGCGGGAUGUUUUGCCCAAGAAACAUUCAUUAAGAAAUUCCUAAGUGGAUCAAAUGCCAAUUCAAUCAUUGAUGGGAUCAAUGCAAUAUUCUUUGGUGGGGGAUUCUUGGGUACCAUACUACAAAGUUAUAUCUCCACGAAGUUCGGUCGUCGCGUUUGUGCAGAAGUAGCCGCCAUUUUAAUGAUGAUAUCGGGCAUUCUCAGUGCUUCAAGUGUAAAUCCGGGCAUGUUUAUUGCAUCCCGUGGCAUCGCAGGCAUUGCAGGAGGGUUGAUCAUGUCCAAUACACCGGUUUACAUGAGUGAGAUUGCGCCGGCCCAUACCCGUGGUCUUCUGGUGGGAAUGCAUGCAGCAUGGUUGGUCGUCGGAUACAUUGUGUGUUCGAUUGCCGCCUUGGGGUUCAACUUUGUCAAAUCGGACAUCCAAUGGCGUCUCCAGUUCAUCAUGCUGUCCUUUUUUUCUAUUGUUUGCGCUGUCUCGAUCAUUUUCAUUCCCGAAUCCCCCAGAUGGUUCGUGGAACAGGGAAGAGUUGAAGAAGCCUCAGCUAUCAUGGAACGACUUCAUCGAACCAAGUCCGAUCCAUCUUCAAGUCUGGCUCGUGCAGAGAUGGUCCAGAUUGUGGCACAAGUUGAAGCUGAAAAAGAUCUCCCUCACAGUUAUUGGUACAUCCUCAGCAACGCACAUCUUCGGAAACGAGCUUAUUGCUCUAUCUUGGUCUUUGCAAUGGUACAGUCUAGCGGCUUGUUGGUCAUCUUCAACCUUAUGCCGAUCCUAUUUGCUGCCCUGAACUUCGACGCUACCCUGCAACUUGGCCUUUCCAUUGUCUGGGUGACAGUCGCAUGCAUAGGUGCCUCUACAAAUGCUAUGAUUGUGGACCGCGUGGGACGCGUGAAGCUGCUUGGUAUUGGUGGAGUCCUGCUAAUGAUAGCCUUGUCCAUCCAAUGUGCCCUACAAAAGACCUACCUCAACUCUGACAAUAAGGCUGGCAUAAAUGCUAGCGUGGCCUUCUACUUCAUCUUCAUUGUCUUCUACAGCUUUUCAGUUGACGGUGUGGUUUACAUUUACAAUGCGGAGAUAUGGCCAAAUCAUUUGAGGAGCAAAGGUGUGACAUUUGGUCUUGGAUCGUAUUUCCUCUUCGGCAUCGCCUAUAACAGUCCUGCAGCCCUAGCCUUCGAUACUAUCGGGUGGAAGUACUAUCUCGUGUUCAUUUGCAUGACGGCUGUUUGUACACUUCUCAUAGUCCUAACAUUCCCUGAGACUAAAGGAUUAACUCUUGAAGAUAUAAAUAUGAAGUUCGGUGACAAGGUUGUGGUAGCAAUCGAUGAAUCUCGAUCUGAUGAAGAUUUCAAAUCGAAGCCCGAAGAAGCAGUAUAA
This is a messenger RNA of Lachnellula hyalina, 1539 nucleotides long. Its product is annotated as High-affinity glucose transporter. The transcript has 4 exons. Lineage: Eukaryota; Fungi; Ascomycota; Leotiomycetes; Helotiales; Lachnaceae. The coding region runs from base 1 to 1539 and encodes 512 amino acids. Gene Ontology annotation, cellular component: membrane. Gene Ontology annotation, molecular function: carbohydrate:proton symporter activity. The record is from RefSeq and is a predicted model, not a curated record. Gene Ontology annotation, biological process: carbohydrate transport; transmembrane transport.